Molecule: messenger RNA, 3339 nt
Organism: Hemicordylus capensis (graceful crag lizard)
Lineage: Eukaryota; Metazoa; Chordata; Lepidosauria; Squamata; Cordylidae
Gene: SLC39A3
Product: solute carrier family 39 member 3
Exons: 3
Coding region: 253-1182 (309 amino acids)
Biological process (GO): zinc ion transmembrane transport
Cellular component (GO): plasma membrane
Molecular function (GO): zinc ion transmembrane transporter activity
Source: RefSeq, a predicted model, not a curated record
CCAAUGAGCGGCGGCGUGUCGUCACCGGCAGCCAACGGACGGUGAAAGACCGACGUCGGGGGCGGGACGGCGCCGUUGCCAAGGUGGGACAGCCGGAAGCUGCAGGAGAGCGAGCGCGAGCGCGGAAGAUAGAGGAAGUGGAAGAGGUAAAGCUCUCUGUGGUUAUGGCAGCCAGGUCUCCCACUCCUUUGCUAUAUCCCAAGAAAGGCCACUGACUAAGAGCCAACCCCAACCUCCUGCCGUGGAGCCAAGAUGAAGGUGCUGCUCGCCAAGAUCCUCUGCUUGGUGGGGGUGUUCCUGCUGAUGCUGGGGGGAGCCCUCCUGCCCGUGAGGAUUAUCCAGGCUGACCACGAGAAGGCCCACCGCUCCAAGCGAGUGAUUUCCCUCUGCAACUCCUUCGGAGGCGGCGUCUUCUUAGCCACCUGCUUUAACGCUCUCCUUCCUGCAGUGCGAGAAAAGCUCCAAGUAGUUCUGAAGCUGGGUAACGUCAGCACGAACUACCCCCUGGCCGAGACCAUCAUGCUGAUGGGCUUCUUCAUGACCGUCUUUGUGGAGCAGCUGGUCCUGACGUUCCGGAAGGAGAAGCCCCCCUUCAUCGACCUGGAGACGUUCAACGCCGGCUCGGAUGCUGGCAGCGACUCGGAGUACGAGAGCCCCUUCAUCGAGCACUCCUGGGGCCGCAGCCAGCACGGCCACAGCCACGCCUUGAGCGUCCAGGAGCUGUCGCGCUCCAACCCCUUGCGCCUCUUCAGCCUGGUCUUCGCCCUGUCCGCCCACUCCAUCUUCGAGGGCCUGGCCCUGGGCCUGCAGGAAGAGGGGGACCGGGUGAUGAGCCUCUUCCUGGGCGUGGCCAUCCACGAGACGCUGGUGGCGGUGGCCCUGGGCAUCAGCAUGGCCAGGGCCGGGCUGACCACUCGGGAGGCCGCCAAGCUGGCCGUCACCGUCAGCCUGAUGAUCCCCCUGGGCAUCGGGAUCGGCAUGGGGAUCGAGCGCGCGCACAACGUCGCCAGCAGCGUGGCCUCGGUGCUCCUGCAGGGCAUCGCGGCUGGCACCUUCCUCUUCGUCACCUUCUUCGAGAUCCUGGCCAGGGAGCUGGAGGACAAGAGUGACCGGCUCCUCAAGGUCCUCUUCCUGGUCUUGGGCUACACAGUCCUUGCAGGGCUCGUCUUCGUCAAGUGGUAGAGCAGCCCGGCGGCCUCCGUUUCCUCACCACACCCGGACGGGACCCCUUUCCAAAGGAUGCCAAAGCCAGACUCCGGGGGAGCAGGGAGCAGAAGGGAAGCUGAUGCACAGGAGGAGGUGCCGUCUGGCCGUGCGUGCAGCAUCUCGUCCUCCGGGCGCCUGCUGCCGGUUGGAACCGGUUGCUGGAAGAGGGUGAUCGCAUGCUCAGCUCCUGAAGCCCUCAGGGAGAUCCUCAUAGCCAUGCUGACUUCAUUGGGAUUUGUGAUCCCCAUAUUCGGGGGGGGGGGGCGGGGAUAGAUACCUAUUUAUAAGCCCGGCAAGAGGGACUAAUCGGUUUUAAGGCUGCACGCUAGUUUGGUGAUUCUCUGUCCCCUCCCAGGUAGCCAAAGGGAUCUGGCGCUUUGUGUUGAGAAUUCAAAUGUCCUUGAAUCCCUGUCUGUGACUCCUGCCUCUUCCCCAGCAAAGCUCUCGUUAACAGGCAACCAAUCAAGUGUGGCUGUUCACAGUCACUGCUGUUUAAUGAAAGGAAGGCGAGAGCUCUUUCAUCCCCCCCCCCCCCCGCAUCCAUGUUGACUGCAUUUUCAUGUUGUUUUUUAAUGAAGUCUGUGGGGACGUUGUUGCUUCCUCCUUCAGACUCGACAUCCUGCUAAGUUUUCCUCCGUAGCUUGGCUGUGUGCAGUUUUCCAGUUACCCGGUUUAGCUGGUGUGUCGAGGUGCCUCUAGCAUGAGGAGACUUUUUUGUUUUGGGAUCGGUGGCUGGUCCUUGGAGGACCCCACAAGCUGUUUCAAAAGAAAAGAAAAAUGCCAAGAGGUGGUGCUCUUACGGCCGCCCCCUUCCUUAUGCCAAGAAGAGAUUCCGGAUCUUGAUUACCAACCUUGGCUGGUUGCCUUCUCGAGCCCACGACGGGCUGCUUCCCCAGGCUCGCUCUGAGGCUGCGGGUGGGUUAGCCAGAAAUCACCGUCUCCUCCCAAGCUGACUGGGCUUUGAAGUUCAGGCAUCGCCUUUCUGGAGGUCAGAUGGAGACCUCACACACGCGGCACCCUGCAAACAUCCCUGCGGACUUUCUUCAUUAGACUGCUCCAAAAUAUCGACUACCCUUUCCUCUGCGUGGGGGUAUGUGAGAGGCAGGGGGCGGGAACAGGGGCAUGGGAAGGCUGACCGUGGCCAUGGGAUGGGAUGGGUGGGUGCCACACCCCUCUGCCCAUUGACAGGCAGCAUGCCACCCCCCCGCCCGGCACACUACCCUGUGCCGGCGUCACUGCAUUGGCGGGCUGAGGCAGGGGGUGUUGCCUGCGCUGGGCUUCUAUGCACUGCCCAGCCAGCUAGCCAAGGAUGCACUGGCUAGCUGAAUGGGCCACAGGCAGGAACCGGGUGGGUGCAGCAGCAGUGGGGAGGGCAGGUGCACCCAACUUCCACCCAUGGCGGCAAGGAGGUGCCUCGGGGGAAGGAAAGGGGUGCCUUGAUGGCCCCUGUGCCCCACCCUUGCGGCCCAGGGACCUAUGUCCCUCUUGCUCAGCAGUGACUACGCCACUAGGUGGGCAUGUGAGCAUGUGGGACGUCUCCGUCGCCCUCUGAAAUCUCCAGCUCCGCACACAUCCAGGGGGGCACCGUCCUUUUCAGCUGGCAUGGCAAGGCAGGGGACAGCUGCUUUCUACCCACAGCCCUCCGCAGGCCGGCAGUGCAGCAGUCGCUGGUUUUGACCAGCCUCCGCUCUUUGUUGACGCAGACCCUGCCAGGAAGCGUAUGGAAGGCAGGCUGCAGAGCGGCUCCCCCCGCAGCUGCUGGAAUCUGCACCAUCUGGCCAUGACCAUUUUCUCGCUCCCGGAGCUUCUAAUUGCUAUGGGAAGCCUGAGAUAAAACUCAGGUUUUGUUGGAGGGAGGGAAGAGGGGUGUGUGUGUGUGUGUGUGUGUGUGUGUGUGUGUGUGUGUGUGUGUGUGUAGAAGGUGGCAACAGAUUGUAACACAAAUCAGCCAAACUGAACAACCUGAGUUUUAAAUGUUGGCAGCAAGUAGCCACACUGUGUGUGUGUGUGUGUGUGUGUGUGUGUGUGUGUGUGUAUUUAUUUAUUUAUAUUUUAUUCUGCCUAGCUGCCACACUACUAUGAGAUGCAGAAGUAGAGUGAUACCUAUAAUUAAAGUACUUUCAGUAGCACAAA